GGAUAUUGUAUACUAUUUUAUAUUGUGGCAAUAAUAUAUAUUAAUGAUAUUGAAUAAUUAUAUUAUAAAAAAUAUUUAUUGGCUUAAAAUUUUUCUUUUAGUACAAAUCAAUAAAUAAUUUUUUUCAAUUUUAACCAUGACUAGAGUUUUUAAGCCUUCCACAAAUGUCGCACCACUCAUCAAGUUUGGUCGUUGGAGUUUGCUACUAUUGGGAAUUUCUUAUGGAGCUACUAAACAUAGUUUUCUUCAGAAUAAUGCAGAUAAAACUAAAGAAACCAGUUACAAGCUCAAAGCUGUAAAAGAAAUUCAACUAUCUGAAGAUAAAAUUAAGUUUGCUGCUGAAGAAUUGAACAAUUUGGAAUUGAUUUUAAAUCCUGUGAAGGAUGUAUAAGAAGCUUCCUUUAGUUUGUUAGUUACAUAAAUGUUACUAUUAGUUAUGGAUUGAUUUAUCAAUACAUUAAUGAAAACAUUUUAGUGUAAAAGUUGUGUAAAAUAAUUUUAUGAUAAAAAUAUAAAUUUUCCUGAUGCCUAGUAUUCAA
This is a messenger RNA of Acyrthosiphon pisum (pea aphid), 539 nucleotides long. RefSeq names its product ATP synthase subunit e, mitochondrial-like. Gene Ontology annotation, molecular function: proton transmembrane transporter activity. Bases 137 to 391 code for a protein of 84 amino acids. The record is from RefSeq and is a predicted model, not a curated record. The transcript has 3 exons. Gene Ontology annotation, cellular component: proton-transporting ATP synthase complex. Lineage: Eukaryota; Metazoa; Arthropoda; Insecta; Hemiptera; Aphididae. Gene Ontology annotation, biological process: proton motive force-driven ATP synthesis.